Molecule: messenger RNA, 3430 nt
Organism: Miniopterus natalensis
Lineage: Eukaryota; Metazoa; Chordata; Mammalia; Chiroptera; Miniopteridae
Source: RefSeq, a predicted model, not a curated record
UUGCAGGUGAAGGACUUAACAAAAUACUUGGAUCCCAGUGGGCUCGGCGUGAUCAGUUUUGAAGACUUCUACCACGGGAUCACGGCGAUCAGAAAUGGAGAUUCUGAUGGCCAACUGUGCAGCAUUGUACCUGCCCAGGACGAGGAGCCACAGGCCUGCCCUGAUGAGUUUGAGGACUUUGUUACCUUUGAGGCCAAUGAAGUGACAGACAGUGCAUACAUGGGUUCCGAGAGCACCUACAGCGAGUGUGAGACCUUCACUGAUGAGGACACAAGCACUCUGGUGCAUCCUGAGCUGCAGCCUGAAGGGGACAUGGACAGUGCGGGCAGCUCAGCCAUGCCCUCCGAGUGCCUGGAUGCCAUGGAGGAGCCCGGCCACGGUGCUCUGCUGCUGCUCCCAGGCAGAUCCCACCUGCAUGGCCAGUCUGUCGUCACAGUGAUAGGUGACGAGGAGCAUUUUGAAGAUUAUGGUGAGGGCAGUGAGGCAGAACUGUCCCCAGAGACCCUCUGCAAUGGGGAGCACGGCUGCAGAGACCCUGCUUUUCUCACUCCCAGUGCUGACCCGCUUGCCGCAAAGCUGCACAGCAUCCUCACUGAUGAGGCCUUUGAGUUUUACUGUAGCCAGUGCCAUAAACAAAUCAACCGCCUAGAGGAUCUUUCUGCUCGCCUGAAUGAUCUUGAAAAGAAUAGUCCAACGAAGAGGCUCUCCAGCAAGAAGGUGGCAAGGCACCUGCAUCAGUCAGGGGCCCUGACCAUGGAGGCCCUGCAGGACCCUCCCCUGGACCCCGAGGAGGGCAUGGAAGAGGACAUUGCAGACAAGGUUGUCUUCUUGGAGAAGCGGGUGUCAGAGCUUGAGAAGGACACCGCUGCCAAUGGGGAGCAACAUAGCCGACUGAGGCAGGAAAAUCUCCAGCUGGUGCACAGAGCCAAUGCCCUUGAGGAGCAGUUGAAGGAACAAGAGCUGAGAGCUUGUGAGAUGGUCCUGGAAGAGACACGGAAGCAGAAGGAGCUCUUGUGCAAGAUGGAGAGAGAGAAGAGCAUUGAGAUCGAGAACUUGCAAGCCAGGCUGCAGCAACUGGACGAGGAGAACAGUGAGCUGAGGUCCUGCACGCCCUGUCUGAAGGCCAACAUAGAACGCCUGGAGGAGGAGAAGCAGAAGCUACUGGAUGAAAUUGAAGAGUUGUCACUGCGGCUCAGUGAAGAGCAGGAAAACAGGAGGAAGCUGGGAGACAGGCUGAGUCACGAGAGACACCAAUUCCAGAAGGACAAGGAGGCAACCCAGGAGCUAAUUGAGGACCUGCGAAAGCAGCUGGAGCACCUACAGCUCUUCAAGCUGGAGGCGGAGCAGAGGAGGGGCCGGAGCAGCAGUGUAGGCCUGCAGGAGUACAAUAGCAGGAACCGGGAGAGCGAGCUGGAGCAGGAGGUCCGCAGGCUGAAGCAGGAUAACCGUAACCUGAAGGAGCAGAACGAUGAGCUCAAUGGGCAGAUCAUAAACCUAAGCAUCCAGGGCGCCAAGAACCUCUUCUCCACAUCCUUCUCUGAGUCUCUGGCUGCAGAAAUCAGCUCUGUCUCCCGCGAUGAGCUCAUGGAAGCUAUUCAAAAGCAGGAAGAGAUCAACUUCCGCCUGCAGGACUACAUUGACAGGAUCAUUGUCGCCAUCAUGGAGACCAACCCGUCCAUCCUGGAGGUCAAGUAGAAGCAGGCAAGCCCAGGCCAGGAUGAUUCUGGACUCCACCAACAUCCCAGAGAUGGCCACGGCACACGUAGGCCAAGAAUAGCAGGUCCAUGCCCAAGGAGCCCAGAGUACACAGCUGAGCUGGGACGCAUAAAGACGGGGUGCUGGAAGAGCGGGGAGGACAAGGAAGUCCCAGGUCUAGAGCCCACAACAGGUGCAGGCGGAAUUGGGUCUGCUCUCAGCUCUGGCCUUCCCCUGACCCCCUCUCUGCAGAGAUGUGGGGACAGUGUCUCAUGCUGGGAUGAGCCCCUCCAUGAGCUCCCUCCUGCAUAGUAGACCUUCCUGCUGUCCUGCCCUGUCGGGGAAAAGGGAAGGAAAUGGGUCCCCACCUGGGGUGCAGCCAUCCAUAUCUGCAGGGCAUCCUGACCUGAUGCCAGCCAUGUCUCAGCUGCUCCUGGACAAUCUAGAGGCCCCAGGAACCUUGCACCAGAUGCAAAAGAAAGGCAGUGAGGCCAGUGCAAGUCAGGGUCUGACCAGAAGCUGCAGGGCCCUCCCUUCCCCCAAGAUUUUCUGGGGCUAUCUCCCUGAGUUGCUCAGGCCAUCACUGCUCAGGCUACCGCCCAGCCAGAAGGGGCAUCUCAGUCCAGCUUUAGGCCCAGGGGCUUCCGGCCAUGUGACUGUUCCCACAGUUGGACCCUUGCUACAAUAACCUUUGGGAGCUCUGAUCCUUCUGUGGGGGCUGGGGCAGAAGCCUCUACUCUGAAAUCAGGACUUGAGUGCCUAAUGGUAUGGAAUGUACUGUCUGGAUGGGGUGGACAUUGCCAGCCACCCGACUCCUGGGGUGCAGAUAGGGCUAUGGUGAGGUGCUGCCUCCCCAUGGGUGUGGCCUUCCUGGCCUCCUGGAUUAUUUCGCUCUCUGUGCAGAUCUUGCUGCCUUGGGUGAAGUCCCAUUUUCCCAGACCAGAAUCCAAAUGUUUCAUCCAGGAGUCUGAAGUCAGAAGUCAACGUUCUUCCCCAGGUGCAUUCUGCAGGAUGGGCAGGGCAGGCUCUCCAAGGACACAGAUCAAGAGCAGAGAACAAGGCCGUCCCUUCCUGGCAGCUUGGGGAUUGCCUUGCCCAGCUGUACGCUGCCACUGCCCAGCACCUGCGCUGCCAGGAGCAGCAUUGUCACCCCCACAGGGAUGCUGGGCCUACUGCCCACCUUAGCCCGAGCACUGGCCAGGAGCCUCCAAGCGCUCCCAGGUGGGCUAAGACCCACGCACAAACUGGCCACUGUUGUGUGCGACUGUGUAUGGGAGGUGUAUGCGUGUGUGUGUGUGUGUGUGUGUGUGUGUGUGUAAGUGUGUAAGCGUGUGUGUUGCCCUGCAUCCCUCCACCCUCCAUAUGGCUCACCUUCUACACUAAGACUUAAGACAUUGCCUCGUAUUGUAUAUUUUGGGGAAAGCCUUGGGUGUAAAUCAAUGUAAACUUGGAGGAGAGAUUUUUCUAUCAUGUAGAGUAGGUAUUUUUUAUAGAUUGGAGGUUGGUCAAUUUUUUUAAUACUUCCAAGAGAGAAAACUAUCUGUGUAUACACAUGAAAUAUAUAUAUAUAUAUAUAUAUAUGUAUGUAUGAUAAUAAAUACGGGAACUCUGCAUUCUGUGCCCAGCCUCACCCUGCUGACACAGCCUUGGUUCUGUCUAUCACUCAUCAGUACUGUAACUGUAAAUACAAAUUGCCUGGAGAUGUUGCAUACAAACACCCAGGCACUGACUUGCA